Physcomitrium patens is the source of this 1082-nucleotide messenger RNA. RefSeq names its product 10 kDa chaperonin 1, chloroplastic. Gene Ontology annotation, cellular component: chloroplast; mitochondrion. The record is from RefSeq and is a predicted model, not a curated record. Gene Ontology annotation, molecular function: ATP binding; protein-folding chaperone binding; protein folding chaperone. NCBI's taxonomy places the organism in Eukaryota, Viridiplantae, Streptophyta, Bryopsida, Funariales, Funariaceae.
GGAUGAACUCCUGCCAUGCUCCAAGCUUCGUUUCCUCGCAAUCCAGUCCCACAUGCCUCAGCUUCAGUUUCAUGUCCUUUGCAAUUGCUUUUCUUGAACCUCGACAUUGCUAUUACUAUUCGCCAAUUUUUUUACGUUGCUCUGCUACUGGAUUUCGGUUUUUGUCGUUGCAUUUGCUGUUAUGGCCAUGGCAAUCGGCGCAGCUGUGGUGAACACGGCAACGCAGGCUUCCUUGCAGUUAAACAUGGCCACGGGUUCCCACGCUUCCGCUGCCUGCCCUUCAUUGUCAUCCCGGACUUCUGUUGCAUUCUCUGGUUUUGAUGCUGCUGCGUUGAAGGCGAACAGCAUCCUGGGGAGGACCAGUUUCUCAAGUUCGACCAGGUUGUUCGUCAAGGCCGCUAUGGAGGUGGACAUUGCCAAGAUUGUUCCUCAAGCCGACCGGGUGUUGAUUCGUCUCGAUGCACUUGCUUCUACAUCUGCCGGAGGGGUGCUGCUUCCAAGUGCAUCCGUCAAGUAUGACCGAUUUCUACAGGGCGAGGUCAUUGCAGCUGGAUCAGAGGCCACUGAUGUAGUAAAGGGGCAAAAGGUCAUGUUCGCAGAUAUUAACGCAUAUGAGGUUAAUUUUGGAACAUCGGAUAAGCUAUGCUUAUGUCGCAGUGGUGAUUUAUUAGCCGUCCUUCAGUGAUUCCUAGAAAUUUCUGCCAACUUUGUAGACUGUCAAUGUGAAUCCCGAAUUUGCACAGGAAACUACUCCUUAUUAAAAGGGUGUUAGCAGAAAUGAAGUCGACUUCCAGCUUUCCAGAUAUUGUGUAGAUUUCUGCUGUCAAUUUUAGAAAAAGGUGAUCCUGUGUCAAUGUCUUGCAAGAAGUUGCUCAUUGACAUAGAAAAGCUCAUCUGUUAAGUUACUUACAUCCUAUGUUCUUAGUUGCAACUCUCAUCAUCUGAACGGAAUUGAGCGUUCAGGAAAUUGGUCCGAUUGUUAAACAGCCCAGCUGCCACCUUUGUGUAAUAGAAUUCCACUAAACAAUGCGUUGGACUACUAUGUUGCAGUGAAUAAGAGGGAGAAAUACACAUUAUUGCCA